AUGGACGUAGCCCUGGAGAAGUUAAUCCCUGCUAUCAGAAAAUACAUGCGCGUGCUUGGCCAAUUUUUUCUACGCCAAGCUGUCCAAACCUCUUCAAAGACAAACAAACCGCGGGAUUAUCGGAUGAGUAGCAACUCGUUUAUCAGCCUCAUGAAGCAAGUUCGUGUCUUUCCUCAAUUAUUUCAUCGCCGCGAGCUCGAACAAGCUGUGCGUCUUUCGUGCUGUUCUUCUCCCGAGACUGAGGAGAUAAAUUUUCCAGAAUUUAUCGAGACUCUGAUGCGUUGCUCCUGUGAUCUUCGUUGGGGUGAACUCGAUGGAAGUGCAAACUCACGCGAGAACAAUGGAGAUACUGUAGUCGUCAUCAAGUUCGUUAUAUUAAUCUUCGCGAUGGAAGGUCAAGGAUCGGUGCUGAAGAAGCGGAAUGAAGAUGUCAGCGCAAUUUUAGGAUUUUUAGGACAACAACACAAGAAAAAACAAACCGAGAAAUUGGAUCGCUUCCGUAAAAUGCUGGCGGAUAACAAAAGACGAAGCCGAGCGUCUAGGAAAGAUCAGGUUCCUUCAGUUUGA
Molecule: messenger RNA, 567 nt
Organism: Phytophthora infestans T30-4
Lineage: Eukaryota; Oomycota; Peronosporomycetes; Peronosporales; Peronosporaceae
Exons: 2
Coding region: 1-567 (188 amino acids)
Source: RefSeq, a predicted model, not a curated record